AUGAGCGACGCCGAGCAACCCCCGCCCGGAGCACCGCCACCCCUGCCACCGAACCUCCCCCACGACUCUCUCCAGCUCAACAUUAUCAUCUCGUCAACCAUCUGUUGGUUUAUUGCCGCCUUCUUUGUUGGACUGCGCUUCUACACGCGGGGGGUCAUAAUCCGGGUGCUUGGGCCGUCAGACUGGAGCGUGCUCCUUGCCUUGAUAUUCGCAGGAGCGACCUGUGGCGGCGUAAUAGAACAAGCCAUUCAUGGUGCCGGUUAUCAUGUUUGGGACCUCGAUCCCAACGAUACGGCCUCUGCCUUGGCUUGGGGAAGAGCAGCCUGGUACGGCGUUCUCUUCUAUUCGCUGUCGCUCUGCUUCUCCAAGAUGGCCAUUCUCCUGCUCUACAUCCACCUCUUCACCUUCAAGUGGGCGCGCCUGGGCGGCCAGAUCCUUUUCGGCAUCGUGGUCAUCUCGCACACCUACAUGACGCUUGUGACCUUUACCGCUUGCAUACCGCUAUAUUCGUACUGGGAUUUUAGGGUGACGGAAAAGUACUGCCACCCGCAGAGUGUUUGGUGGUCCAGCACUGGGCUGCACAUGGUCACCGACUUCCUCAUCUUCCUCCUCCCGAUGCCCGUCGUCUGGACGAUCCGACUGCCGCGCCGGCAAAAAUACAUCCUCUCAGCCGUCUUCGGUUUCGGUUUCAUAGUCUGCUUCAUCUCCAUCCUCCGCCUGCUCCAACUCUUCCGCGCUCAAUCCGACCCCGACUUCACCUACGUCGCAGCUGAACUCUCCUACCUGACCGCCGUCGAGGUCAACGGCGCCAUCGUCUGCGCCUGUGUCGUCGUGCUCAAGCCCUUCCUCGCCCGCUUCUUUCCCCGAUUGUGGGGGUCCUCUGCGUCGGUGGGUUCGAGUUCGCGGAGUGCGGCUACGUUUGUGGGGGAUGGUGGCUAUGAUGGGCGUGGGGGGCCGCCGACGAUUGGGAGUUUGCCGACUAAGUUGAGGUUGGGGCCGCUCGGGGCGAUGGAGAGGGACGUGUGGAUUGAGGGGGAUGUUGGGGGGGGUAGGACGGGGCGCGGGUGUGGGUGGAUGGGGGGGUAUGUGGAGAUUGAGGAGGGGGCUGGGGAUGUGUGGGGGGUGGAUGUUGAGUUGAUUGAGCAUGUGAAUCCAGGGAGGGAGGUGGACGGCAUCGGGAGAAAGGGGGAGGGGGAUAUGCUUCAGCGGCCGCCGCCGGUGCAGAGUGGGAAGGUGAGAGUUGAUACUGAGGUUCUAGUGGAGGUCACUAAGGUGGGUCGUUAA
Messenger RNA from Chaetomium fimeti, 1284 nucleotides. RefSeq lists its product as uncharacterized. The record is from RefSeq and is a predicted model, not a curated record. Bases 1 to 1284 code for a protein of 427 amino acids. The transcript is spliced from 8 exons. NCBI's taxonomy places the organism in Eukaryota, Fungi, Ascomycota, Sordariomycetes, Sordariales, Chaetomiaceae.